AUGCCGUCGCAUUUAUCUCGGCUUAAUAUAUUGUUGACAUACUCUCUUAGUUUAUUUCAUGUUAUCAAAUCUAACUUUCUGGGUAUCGAAUGUUCCAACCUCCGCUUCCCAUAUCAAGAGGCCAAAAAGAAGAAGAAGAAGAAGAAGAAGAAGAAGAAGAAGAAGAAGAGGAAGAAGAAGAAGAAGAAGAAGAAGAAGAAGAAGAAGAAGAAGAGAGAAAGCAAAGGAAAAAAGAAGGGAGGAGGGGAGAGAAGAUCAUAUCAAACCGAAAAGGGGGGGACAGGGAAAAAUGGGGAAAUAGAAAAACGAAGAAUAUACUACGCGAAAUCUGCUACACAUUUUCGGUAUUCUACAAUUGUGGAAUGGGAGAAAAAUUGUCGCCGGGGAAGGCUCAGUGAAACCAGAAACCAGAGCAGGGUUGAAGUAGCAAGAUGUAACGCCUACGGUCUGCCUUGCCAUCCUCAAUCGGAUGGCAUGGAUGUUGGCGUCAGCGAGAGGAAAUGUAGAUAUCCAGCGGGGUGCGGCGUCCAAGUAGUGUAUAACUAUGUCACGGGUACUGUUCAGCAUAGCAAAGGCGUAGACGAUCGUACCGGUGGCGUGGAGGACAGGACCCCUACCUGCUCUGGAAUUCCGCUCGGAGGGAUUGAGAACAUCCUCCGAAAAUUCCAGAACGAUGCAUGUCCGCAGAGCCGGUCGUAUGUGGACCUCAGGAUGCACAUGAAGCUACCGACUAUGUAUGAACAAAAGGCCAAUUUCAGCGCAAGGCGCAACGGUUUCCGCAUUAACAAGACUGCUGGGCCUGGAAAAGGCUGA
This is a messenger RNA of Histoplasma mississippiense, 813 nucleotides long. RefSeq lists its product with no specific name. The transcript has 5 exons. The coding region runs from base 1 to 813 and encodes 270 amino acids. The record is from RefSeq and is a predicted model, not a curated record. Lineage: Eukaryota; Fungi; Ascomycota; Eurotiomycetes; Onygenales; Ajellomycetaceae.